Molecule: messenger RNA, 390 nt
Organism: Arachis stenosperma
Lineage: Eukaryota; Viridiplantae; Streptophyta; Magnoliopsida; Fabales; Fabaceae
Product: two-component response regulator 24-like
Exons: 2
Coding region: 1-390 (129 amino acids)
Biological process (GO): phosphorelay signal transduction system
Source: RefSeq, a predicted model, not a curated record
AUGACAAGUCGAAAUUUAUCGACCCAAUUAAGAGCUCUUGUCGUAGAUGACAACAUGAUCAACCGAAAGAUUCAUCAAAAGAUGUUGAAUGGUUUGGGAGUGGAAUGCAUGGGAGUAGCAAAUGGAAAAGAAGCUGUAGAUGUUCAUUGUUAUGGUCAAAGCUUUGACCUCAUUCUUAUGGACAAGGAUAUGCCCAUCAUGAAUGGCAUUGAGGCAACAAAAAAGCUUCGGUCAAUGGGCAUUUGCAGCAUGAUUGUUGGUGUGUCAUCACGUUCAAUGGAAGUGGAAAUAAGAGAAUUUAUGGAAGCUGGCUUAAAUGAUUACCAUGAGAAACCAUUGACAACUGCUAAGCUUGCUUCCAUUAUUCAUCAUAUCAUCAACACCAAAUAA